Orbicella faveolata is the source of this 4307-nucleotide messenger RNA. Its product is annotated as ras-related protein Rap-2b-like. Gene Ontology annotation, cellular component: membrane. The record is from RefSeq and is a predicted model, not a curated record. Gene Ontology annotation, biological process: signal transduction. NCBI's taxonomy places the organism in Eukaryota, Metazoa, Cnidaria, Anthozoa, Scleractinia, Merulinidae. Gene Ontology annotation, molecular function: GTP binding; GTPase activity.
UGUCAAGAGAGAGGGACUGGCUAGAGAGUUACUCUGACAUGAUAUUGGCCCUAUUCCCAAACUAGGGCAAUCCUGUGCAAGUCAUGUGUAGAUCAUUCUUGGGUUCAGAAUUCCCAGGAAAUAACCGAUCCUAUGACGCGGAUUCUGUUCACGUGGACAUCUCAAGCAGCUUUACACGCAUUUCCAUCCUCCACGAACACAUCCACGUAACUCGCGUGGUAACAUUAUCCUCGGAAGAACUGUGUACCAUGUAGAGAAAUGAUAUGGGAGGAAUUAUCUUUGGGAAUAAGGCCAAUAUGGCGGACUAAGUCUCUAGCCCUUUAUCUUUUCUUAAUUGUCUUUCGUUCUAUUUAUAGUUUCUCAGUUAAUUUGGAAUAUCUACCGAGGAAGCUGAGGAGGUUACUAAUUCUGCGUUUGUUGUUACGGAGGUGCUGCAAUUACACGCUGUUUCAGUUCGCUCUGUUGGUGGAAAUGGUCAAAGGAUCGAUCCGACCGAUCACAAUUUAAACGACUUUAUUUCACGUUGUGUCAGAUAAAACCUUCACUAUGCAGUGUUUUCCCUGGGCGACUGGAAGUGAUCCGUUUUUAUGGGAUUACACUUUAAAAAAUCUGCCUGGCUUAAAAUAUCAUUGGGUGUUGCACACAGUUGGAGUGCGUGAAUUAAAUAUUUUUACUUCAUCCACAGGAUGAUCCAGCAUUUGUCAUAUCGGUCCUUAUUUGACUGGUAUUCGAAUCCCUCGAGGAUCAAGCUAAAGGGCUCAAAGCGUCUUUUUGUGGGCGUGGUUUGAGUUCACUUUCUUUUGGACAAUUUUAAAACAGCAAGUGAUUGGUGUAAUAUAUUUUUUCAGGGUUGAUUUCCCUUUAAGGCUAAAUCUGCAUUCGUGCGAUUUGGCCCAUCAGGCCGCAGCUCAUCUUCAGUUUCCGUUGCAUGAAGCGACUAGGAGUAUGUCUACUCCCCGCUGGAUGGGAUGCUAGUCCAUUGCAGGGUUUUCCAAGCACAGAUUAAAUUCACUGUUACCGAAUACCGAUUAUUACACUUGACUGGAGAGAGGCACUGUGAGCGGUAAAGCCGGAGUCUUGUCCAAGAACACAACACAAGGACAGCAGCUAGGGAUCAAACCUGAACCACUCGACCUGAAGUCUCACUAUGAACCACUAGACCACCUCGCCUCGUGCCUUCUUGUAUAACUCUAACGGUGGUCACUUUUUAAAACCUAACUACAAUGCACGAGUUUAACUCUUGUGAGGGGAUAACGUAAAGGAGGUCACCCUUUAGAAAACUGAGCUAAAAGCAGGUAAAAGACAACAAUGACGUAAUAGGUCGUAACAGGUUAAACUAGGAAGUUGUGAUGUUUGCCAAAACACAAAUGUUCUGCUCUUUCGGUAUCCCAUAACAAAGCUAGAAUGUUAUUGUAAUCGAUAUCCACAGAAACUCAAUCCCAAACACGCGCCUAUACUCUGUUACAUUUCGGUUUCGAGGGGUUAUCACUAGAUCUUGGCCGUCAGUUUUCUCCAAAUGAAAUAAUGAUUUACGGACAGUAGUCUUGUUAGUCAGAACGAAAGUGUCGCUUUUUUCAUUUUUCAGACCGAAGCAGAUAAGAAGCUUGCUUGCAGUUUGCUCUCAGUGAAAACGACAUACAUGAUGUCUGCGGUGCUGCAGUCGAGAAAGGUUAAAACCUCCACGAAACCGAACAGUGGAGAAACAUCGAACGAACAAGUUGGCUAUUUCAAGGAGUUUACUAUCGCUGUGUUUGGUGAUUCUGGUGUGGGAAAAAGCUCCAUCAUUCGCCAACUUGUCGGUGAAGCAUACGUUCAUGAUCACUUGCCUACCGUAGAGGAAUUCUAUGUGAAGCAGAUCACCCACAAAAACAAAGCAUGCGAGCUUCACAUCAUUGAUACCUCUGGAACGUACGAAUUCCCUCCUAUGAGAAGAAUAGCCAUCCAAAAAGCUGAUGCAGCAAUCUUGGUGUAUUCUCUAGACAAACCGGAAUCCUUUACUAAGCUGGAGAGAUACAUGGAGGAAAUCGAGAGUUGCUGUGCUGAGAGAAACCGGAAGAUUCCCGUCAUCAUUGUAUCUAACAAAUCUGAUCUUCCCAAUUUGUCCGAGCCGACGUUUCGCGAUUCCCAUGGCGUUAAAAUGAGUGCGUGUGUUUAUUUGGAGACCAAGUGGAAGUGUCAAUGGCUGGCCACUUCAGCCAAGUUUAAGCUUAAUGUGGAGGCGAUAUUUCUCCAACUUUUGGACAAAUUGUCGCCUGAGAGGAAGGCUCAAAGAAGCCACAGUUUUCGAAAACCAAAAUUGCAUUGAUUCUUUAGAUCAAUGAAGGGCGCUUUAUUUCAAUUGUAUAUGAACCGAAGACAACGCCUGCUUUAGUUGUAGACCAAUCUUUCGCUGAUCACACUUUCCGUUACACACUACUGCUAAUGAACAGUGAAUUAGAUGUACUCACGAACUAAAAGUAAUUAACUUAUGAAGCCACUCAUGGAUAGGAACGAUGAAGAAAGCUCUAAGUAUCGCCAAUUAAGAGCGCGGCGUUAGCCAUUUCUGUGGCACUGGAAUGUGUUCGAGCUCAUUCUCCAUGGUUUAAAGUUAAAGCUAGGGAUAAUUAAUGGGACGCAAGAAAGUGUUCAAAAUUCAGCAGUCACGUACAGAGUAGUCUUGUUUAGUAGAAUGAAAAUGAACAGCCCCUUUUAAUCAGAGGCUAAGAGGUUUUAUCACUAGUUUACGUAACUGGGAACUGCACGCGAUAAUCUCCAGGCUUCAUCACGGCAGAAAAAGCUAAUUUAAAACCACACUUUUCAUUCUGCUAAUCUCUCGAAAGUGUUUGUAACAGUUCUGUGUCAAAAAUCUUAGUGAGUUAUAUGUAAGCUUAUGUAGUUUGGCACCAUAAUUAACUCAACUUCACCGUAGAAACAAGGAAAAAAACAGCAGGUAAGAUUGAUUCGGAUUGACGAGCGCGCAAAACAGCUGUGGCAUCUGGUUCAGCUGACCUCGCAAGCGACCCAGAUAAAUGACUAAUUAAAGUAAACAGUGUUUUGUAGUCGUCCUAAAUAAGACUACACCAAAAUAAUAACGUCCACCAGUUGAUCUUCCUAUGCUUUGCGAAAGCCUUGAUUUUCACUAAAUUUCAGUUUCAACUAUGACGCCAAGCGACUUGCUUUGUUACUCCACCCAAUCUUAUACUUACAGACGUAACUCGUCGACUCUUCGUGUCGGGUCGAACUUCGCGCUUUAGCUAGGGAACUAUUAUUUUAUCACAGUACAUUUUUAUUGUAUACUAUUUCAUUUAUAAAACUGUUAUGUUAGUUAAAAUGCACAAUUCUAAUGUUAGCUUCAGAAAUGUUGAGUUCACAAAGUAAAAAGAAUUAAUCUUGUAAUAUACUAUGUUACGAGCUCAAAACCACAUACGAUUAACGGAUUAUAAUUUGUUAACUAUGCAAACUGUCCAGUUAAUUAAAUUUGGAUAGUGUCCAAAUUAACAAGUAAUUUGGAAGAUGGAAUAUCUGGACGGUUCGGUACUUACAUGUAUUAUUGAAUCGAUAUUGAAUCAUUUUUUUUCUAGUUUCAUGAUUUUUUAUCACAUUAUUCCAAAAUGGCAGCAUCCGGUCUUAUUGUAUGAUAAUAAUCGGAUUAUAUUUGAGCUAAAGCGGACUGCGCAGUCAAAUUGCCAAUGAAACAAAUAACUAGUUCUAAGGAUCUCAUGACUCAACAGAUUUCUCUUUUGUUCUCUUUUGUGUUCUCUUUUGUUUUGUCUACUAAAAUAGUAAAUAUCAAGGAAGAAUGACAUAUCUACUGAAAAUUUGAAAAUAGCGGAAGGCUUACUUCAGUUUCUGCUCUGAUAAAUAUCAAUAUCAUAGCAACCAACCAAUCGCAAGCAAAAACAAAAGUAACGUGUCUUGGGCGCAUAUUCCUGCCCUUUGCAUUCCCGCCCUUUGCAUGGUUUGCAGUGUCUCAAGGUUUAGUAGGUUUGUAGUAUUAUUUGUAUUAAUUAAUUAUAAUAAAUGAAUAAUCGUACUGAAUGCUUGAGCAAUUAAGGAUUUACACUGCUCGUGAUAUUUGAAAAUUCUUCAGAAAUUCCACUUGCGUCAAGGCUCGAGCAGUUUUGAGAGAAUUUCGAAAUAGCACAAUUAGCGCAGAUACCUAAUUGCACUUGCAUUCAUACGAUUACCUAUUCUACUUUUUCUGGAAAAAAAGAGGUUAGAACCCUUUACUAAGUUUUGAUUUAGUAUGCCCAGUUUUCGAUCGCGUUUCCUAAAUGUCAUGAUACAAUCAUUAUAAGCUGCGUGAAAAAUAAAUUUCAUAACUUAAA